Meloidogyne enterolobii is the source of this 475-nucleotide messenger RNA. NCBI's taxonomy places the organism in Eukaryota, Metazoa, Nematoda, Chromadorea, Rhabditida, Meloidogynidae. The record is from the annotation of a GenBank genome assembly.
UGACACAGCAUUUUUUGUUUUAAUUACUGAAGAUUGUCCAGAAAAUAUUUUUUGUAUUAAUGAAAUGAUGAACUCUUUCUGGAUAAAACCAUCAGAAAUAAAUGAAAGGAGUGUUAAAGGUGAAGUAAGCCUUCCUCCACCACAAUUUUAUGAACUUGAAAGACUUCAAUUAGCCCUUAAAAAUGAAAAAGGGAAUUUAAAUAAAUUUACAAAUACAACAAAAAUAACUCCGCACAUUUUUAAAAUUAAAGAAAAACAAAAUAUUCAUUUAUCUAUUUUGCCUGAGGAUUAUUUAUAUGAUAAUUUAAAUCCAAAUUUUAAACCAACAAAUAUUCUUCCAUCAAAUGAACUACUUCCACCAUAUUUAGAGGAUAAACAAAUUCACCGAAUUAUUACUCAUUCAACUCCCCCAUAUUUAUUUUAUCAUGGACACAAACUUUUUAUUCAAAAUAUUAACAAAUAUUUUAAACAUUGA